Molecule: messenger RNA, 1812 nt
Organism: Closterium sp. Yama58-4
Lineage: Eukaryota; Viridiplantae; Streptophyta; Zygnematophyceae; Desmidiales; Closteriaceae
Source: the annotation of a GenBank genome assembly
AUGGCGGACGACGGGGAUGUUCCUGAGAACACCCAUGUUAUUUUUAAGCAUUUCCUUACCUCUACCGAAGGUAGCUCGACUGGUCCUGAGCGUACUGUCCGCAUAUGCCGGCACUGCAAGCUUAAGUUCGUAGGCGGCGCCUUCCGUUGUGCGCAACACAUCACGCGCUGGAAAGGGCUGAAUCGGAAGGACGUCCGUCUUUGCAAGGCGCCUAUCCCUGCUGCUGACCGCGGCGCCGUCCGCGAAUUGUACGAAGGCAAACACGCCCGCAGGGAAGGGAAGAAGAAGGCGGAGGAGAUGGCGAUCGCGGCGUGUGCAGGUGGAUCGAAGAAGCAGUGCAUAGAAGACUUCUACGGGGAAGGGUCGUCGUGUGCGAAGGAGUCGGCAGACGACGCCAUCUGCCUCAUGUGGGCGGCACUUCACCUACCGGAGCAUCUCGCCGAUCACCCUAUCUGGCGGAACGCUGUGCGCUGCAUCACGGACGCGGGCCAUGGCUACGUUCCGCCGAAGCGGCGGUAUGUUGGUGGCGCCGGCCUUGCGCGCUGCCGCGGAAAGAUCGAGAAGGGCCUCGCUCCCAUCACUGCGAGCUGGAAGCGGGAUGGCGUGACGAUAGGUUCGGACAUGAUGACGGACAAAAGUGGUCGUCCCCAAGCCAACAUCCUGCUCAUCAACGAUUCCGGUGCUGUGUUCGCCGAAAGCAUCGACUGUAAGUUGGAAACGAAGACGGGAGGAUACAUUGCAUCGGUUUUGCGCCCGAUCAUUGAGAAGGUGAAGGGAGGGAAGGGGAAGCAGGUGCUGAAGCCGGCGGGCACCAGAUUUGGCACGCAAUUCAUCGCGGUGCAGCGGCUUUGCGAGGUGCGGAGUGCAUUGACGCAAAUGGUGCUGAGCCAGGAGUGGCGGGAUUGGGCGAAGGGGAGGAAGCCGCCGGUCGAGCCCUUCGCGGACAUGAUCAUGGAUGCCGUGUGGUGGAAAGGGGCGGAGUUCUUCGUCGCCCUCCUGAAGAUCCCCUUUGUCGUCAUGUGCAAGACCGACUCGACGGCCAAGGGCAUGAUGGGCAAGAUCUAUGAUCUGAUGCUCCAGCUCACGGAAGACAUCAAUGCGAAGCUGGAGGAGGAGGAGGCGGGAUUGGUGCUGUCCAGCACUGAACGCACGGAGGUGACCAACAUCGUCCAGAAGCGCUGGGACCACAGCAUGGCGUGUGCCAUGCACGUGGUUGGCCGGAUCCUCAAUCCGGUCAACCAGGAGGAAGGCAUCUUCCGGACCGACCUGGAGUGUACGCGCGUCUUCAAAGCGUUCGUCGCUCGUCACUUUGGGGGGCAGACCGUCACGCGCAAGGAGGGAGAUGAGCUGCGUGCAUCGCACGUCAUCCAGGACGGCCUGACGGCAUUCAACACCCUUCAGGGGAGCUUUGGCCUACCCGACGCCAUCACUGACCGUGAGCUCGUGAAGGCCGGUAAGAAGACGGCCGUCGAUUGGUGGACGUGGCACGGGACGGACUACCCCGAGCUGACAACGCUCGCCUGCCGCGUUCUCUCUCAGCCAGUGUCCGCAUCGGCGUGUGAGAGGAACUGGGCAGUGUGGGAAUCGAUCCACACUGCCAAACGCAACAGGUUGGGGUCCGAGAAGUGUCGGGACCUCGUGUAUGUUGCGCACAAUUGGAACAUUGUGCGCAACUGGCACAAGGGGGCUGAGGGGGUGACGGUUCUCCCGGGGAACAUCCCUGAGGCCCCCCUGCCGGAAGGGUACAAGGAGGUUUUGGAGGAGGAUGAGGAGGAGGGGGAGGAGGAUGAGCUGGAGGAUGAGUACAAGUAG